CGGUACAGCGGCCGCGGUCGGUCAGUCAGUCUGUCCGCACCGCACCGCACCAUGAAGGCCAUCAUUCAGAGAGUGACAAAAGCCCGUGUGACAGUGGGAGAAGAACAAAUCAGUUCAAUAGGACGAGGCAUCUGUGUGCUAUUGGGCAUUUCUGUCGAAGACACCCAGAAAGACCUCGAGUACAUGGUUCGUAAGAUCCUGAACUUAAGGGUGUUUGAAGAUGAAAACGGGAAGCGCUGGUGUAAGAGCGUAAUGGACAAGCAGUACGAGGUGCUUGUGGUCAGCCAGUUCACACUGCAGUGCAUCCUGAAGGGAAACAAACCUGAUUUCCACUUGGCCAUGGGAGUGGAACAGUCAGAGCCCUUCUACAAUGGCUUUUUACAACAGAUGAGAAAGACCUACAAACCGGAGCUCAUUAAAGAUGGCAAGUUUGGAGCCUACAUGCAAGUGCACAUACAGAAUGAAGGUCCACUGACUAUUGAGCUGGAGUCACCGACUGGCCCCAAUGAUCCAAAACAGCUCACAAAACUGGAAAAACAGCAGCAAAGAAAAGAAAAAACAAGAACUAAAACCCAGUCGGAAUCCACCAAAGAGAAAAGUGCUUUGCGCAGCAAAGAGGACCCCAGUGCUAGUAGUGGGGCAGAGGGGGACGUUUCUUCAGAAAGAGAGCCGUAGAUCACCUGGUCUACAGCGGGAAACUGCAGAUUUUAAGAGACUUUCUUUUGGGAGUGCUACACUGGAAUACGGAUCCCUCUUAAUUUUAUGGAUUUCAUAAACCGCAUUGAUCUCUGCUCACUAUAUCAGGCAUCAGCGAAGAAGAAGAGGCUUACGUCAAAGAGCAGCUGAACCCUGCUUUCUGGAAUGUAGAUGAAUGAAUAAAAUUGUGAGAAACGAGUCCUGUGAAUCUUAACACUCUGAUGACUUUUAUGGUGGUUUGAGAAUACAAUGCAAAUUUCAUAAAAUCUCCAAUAAUUAUUUGUGGCAAAGAUCGCAAGGUUCAAAUGAAGAAAGCCCUUCAGCCCAGUGACUCCAGUCCUUCUAGGAUCCUCUCCCCACUGUCUUUCCAUUACACCAUCAAACUGUUGUCCUGGCAUCAGCCACCCUUCCUGUCUUGAACUUGCCCUCUGCAACCUUGAACCUAUAACCUCUCGUCCUGCUGGUUUGAGUAUCUGAAAUUAUUGUUCCCAUUUUACUUCAUCACAUUAAGCAUCUUACUACCUACCUCUCCAGUGGUCCCCUCUGAGAUAUUUGUUUUCAGGGCUGAAGAGCCUAAGAUGUACCGAUUCCUGGGGGUGGUUGUAAUGUCACAGUGCAAGCUGGCUUACUUAUAGCUUAACGCGGAGCUCAUGAACGAUGAGCUGUGCAGUACAAUUGGGCUAAAAUAGCCCCUCUCCCUAACUUGAAAGAGGAAGAUCAGCAACCAGACUGAUACCCAACCCAACGAACAGUGCUGAAGUGUUCCAGUUAGUAGGACGACUGUGUUUUAGUGCCCCUGUGCAGUGCAUUGUUGUUGAUGAGAAUUCAGGUGCUGUCCACUACGGAUCAGUGCUGGUUACAUUCCAAACAAGUAUCUGCUAUAGAAAGCUACAUAUUACGUGUGUUACACAAAGGGUAGGAUUAUUUUGUUCCCAUUUACAUUUGUUGGGUUACGUUUGUUGCCUAAAAUUCAGAUGACAUGAACCAUGGAAAGAAGUAGCUUUUGCUUCCAGUUUAAUCUUGCAAAAUAGAUUCCUGUCCCUAUUAUCCUCCCCCUCUCCCCCAAUGCACUGCCUUCGUCUGUCUCCCAUUAUAGAUCGGUAAUGAGUCUCAUAGAAUUCCAAGAAUAGAAAAUGGAAAAAGAGAUUUGAAGGAAUUAAGUAGAA
Messenger RNA from Callorhinchus milii (elephant shark), 1862 nucleotides. It is a transcript of the gene dtd1, whose product is annotated as D-aminoacyl-tRNA deacylase 1. Gene Ontology annotation, biological process: tRNA metabolic process. NCBI's taxonomy places the organism in Eukaryota, Metazoa, Chordata, Chondrichthyes, Chimaeriformes, Callorhinchidae. The record is from RefSeq and is a predicted model, not a curated record. Gene Ontology annotation, cellular component: cytoplasm. Gene Ontology annotation, molecular function: D-tyrosyl-tRNA(Tyr) deacylase activity. The transcript is spliced from 6 exons. Bases 52 to 675 code for a protein of 207 amino acids.